Bicyclus anynana (squinting bush brown) is the source of this 3809-nucleotide messenger RNA. RefSeq names its product suppressor of cytokine signaling 2 (gene SOCS2-12). The transcript has 4 exons. Lineage: Eukaryota; Metazoa; Arthropoda; Insecta; Lepidoptera; Nymphalidae. Gene Ontology annotation, molecular function: 1-phosphatidylinositol-3-kinase regulator activity. Gene Ontology annotation, biological process: intracellular signal transduction; phosphatidylinositol phosphate biosynthetic process. The coding region runs from base 574 to 1425 and encodes 283 amino acids. Gene Ontology annotation, cellular component: phosphatidylinositol 3-kinase complex. The record is from RefSeq and is a predicted model, not a curated record.
CGCUCGGCAACGUCCUCCAACGUUGAUCCCCACUUUUCGUUCGUACGAGUCAGAGAACAGAGUCAGUUUGUAGCGAGUAUUCAUCAAAUUGACUGCAUACAGAGCGUCGGCGCGAUCGGUCAGCGGUGGACGUUUCAGUGUUCCAAUAGUUUUUAUUCGAUUUAAUUUAUAGUCUUUACUAUUUUGUCUUUGGUAUUGUGAAAGUGCCCAACACUACUGUCAUUAUUUUAUGAAGUUGUAGUUGAUUUAAUUACCAUUUGUCAUUGUCGCGUCGCCUCGUCGCCUGCCUGUGCCUGUGCCUUCCAAGAAUUUCGCUUACGGACGCGUUAUUGUGUUUUAACAAUUUUGUGUUGUGAAAAAAGAAAUAGUGCAUAAAAGUUCAACAAAACUUAUCGGACAUUACCGAGUGAAUAACAGUUUUUAUGAUUCCAAAGUGCCUAUGUGAAUUAAUACAAUGUCGGAUCGUCAUUGACUUGGAAUUUGCGUUGCUGUUUUUAGUGAAUUAAUCAAACCGUGGCCUCCGGAGACGAGGCGGGUGGUACACGUAAAAGUCCACCAAAAAGUGAACACCAAAUGUGCCUGAUUGAGCGGCGGGAAACAAAACUGUCACCUCUAAACAUGACUAUAGCAGCGAGGUUACCUCUACAAUCUUCAAAUGCGUGUAUGGAAGUGGGUGUACCUCUAAACAACUGGUCCUCAGGCGUCGCUUGCUGUCCGAACUGCAGGCAUGAGCUCAGGGUAUCGCUGGCCUGUGCGAAGGCCCACUCUCACUCUAUGACCCCCGCGACACCACCGUUCAGCCUGCAGCCUGCAUACUUGCCUCACUCUCCGUACACCAUUCCUUCGUCACCUGUAUUACCAGCGCCAUACAACGAUGAACUGAGGAGGUUAGCGGACACGUUACGAGCGUUGAGGCUAUCCGGCUGGUACUAUGGGAAUUUGGAUUGGCAGGGUGCACGGAGUUUACUCAAGGAGACUAAAGUGGGCGCCUACGUGAUCAGAGACUCUGGCGACAGGAACUUCAUAUUCUCACUGUCAGUGCAAACUGACAAGGGCCCCACGUCUGUGAGACUACACUAUGAACAGGGAUUCUUUAGGUUAGACUGUGAUCGACCGCUCGCGAGGUAUAUGCCACGCUUCCGAUGCGUGGUAGAGCUAGUCCAGCAUUACACCCGGGUGGGUGAGCGCGGGCCUGCUGGAACUGUCUGGGUCGACCGGGAAGGAUGUCCUCACUCCCCCGUCCUCCUCAGGAAUCCGUUGAGGCAAUCUCCACCUACCCUCAUGCACAUGGCUCGCCUGGCGGUCCACCGGGCUCUGGACUCCAACCCCCUGACCCCCAAGCUGUGGUGUGCCCCCAAACAUAGGUUACUGCCCCUACCCCCAACGCUUGUAGACUAUCUCGGAGAGUACCCCUACUCGAUCUAACAUGAGGAUCUGUAUUUUAGUCCGCUAAUGUAGUUCAAUUGUGUCUUAGGAACUAAAUAUUUAGACAUUGAAAUUGAGCAGAAUAUUGAGACAGAGCAGCGUUAAAACAUAGUGUAAUUAAAAAAAAAACAUGACUGAAUAAAAUGUUACACAUGAUGCUAAAGAUUUAGAAAAAAAAUAUGCAUAAAAUUUUUUUGACAGUAACACUACUGUUAUUAUAAUUACACAAUUAUAAUAUAAUUAGACAAAAAUGAUAUUUGACAGUUUCAUCUUGUGUACAUAUGUAGUAAAAUUAAUGUUUUUACAUUCUUGUAAUUUUUCUGCUUCAGUGUCUCGUCUUCAAGAUAGACAGCUGUAUAAGCACAUAGUGAAGAUAUUAGGGUAUUAGACAAAAUAUUUAGCCCCUCUAUAUACCAUUGUACGGAAUUAGACAAUUGGCUUAAGACAAACAAAACAUUUAGAGUGCUGGUGUCUUCACAGUAUAGGGUGUGACCACACAUGUACGGUUUUGCAAAAUGAUAAAACAUGUCAAAGAGUUACUGUUACUGGGCAUUAAAAAACAAAUUUAAAGGAGAUGGUCCAAAAUUGUAUGGAGCCCAGGAUCAGUCAUUGUACCGUAGCGGAAAUAAAAAACCUUUUAAACUAUUUUCGAUUAUAUAAAUCUUUACUUUAAUUCUUUCGAAAUAAUAUUCAUUCUCUCCCAAGAAAUGCAACAAUAAUAUGGGUAAUAAUGGCGGAUUGUUGACGUUUUCAAUGCAAUAGUCGACUUGACGUUUGCUGACAAUUGUCAUGCCAUAGUUGCUAUAUGGGCGCCAUCUUGAUUUAUCUUGAAAACCUGGGUUUUAAUUUUAAUUAUUUCUUUUUAUUUAGUUAUUUAUUUAUAUUUUAAUAAAAUCCUUGUAUUUUUUAAAUUUUAUUGAUACGAGGUACAAGAGUGGACCUGAAAUGGACCAUCUUCUUUCUCAUUCAAUAUAUUUGCUGACCGAUAUGUGUGUUUGCACCCUUAUGUGUAGUACAAAAAAUUUCGUGUACUUUUUUUUUAUUUAUAACUGUAAACUAGUACGGGAUGCUAGGAUUGUAAAGGGCAGGCCCUUAUUUUAUUAAGUUACUAACAAUCGUUUAAUUUGUAAUAGUUAAAUUAUAACCACUGUAUUAUUUAUAAGUAUUGAAUAUGGGACUCAACUAUUAUGGUAUUUAGUAAAAUGUUUGAAAGCUUUUUCUGUUUUUGGUUAAGUGUGAACACACUGUCUGUAUAUAUAGAAAAGGGAUGUAUCUAAUGCAAGACUGAAUUCCUUAAAGAGUGUAAUGUGACCGCAGAAUCAUAGACAAAAGAAUAUUGUUUGUGGCAUUGAUGUUAUUUGCAUAGGUGGAAGGAGGUUGGUUGAGAAAUGAGGUUUGACAUAUCUGGCCAGUACCUUUAAAUCUUUAUUCCUAUUAAAAAAAUAUUUGUUUGAAGCUAUUAAUCAAUUCCUUAUAUUAUUUAUUUACAAAUCAUUAUGUUACCUAUUGUAUUUUUGACCAGCAAAAAAUAAAAGCUUAUUUAUAUAAAUAGGCUACAGUAAUAAAUUCAUUUAAGUUUAAAUUCACGAUUGUCGGCCAGACCAUAGACUACUUCGUAAUCCUCUUUAUUUACAUCUUGUUUUAAAUAUAACAUCAUUGUCGGUAUAUGUAAAAAUAUUUAUCAAUCUAUUCCAGAAAGUCUGUUUGUCUUUGCAUGCAGUGGUAUAUACUUUAUAGACUGCGUUUAUUUUCAUAAAAAUGGUUUAAGUUGUUACAAAAUGAACUAUUAGACUACUUUUCAAAUAAUCUUCCUUAAGCCGAGUGAAUGUCACUGAUCAUCGAGUCUCUGUACCUUAUGUAUUAUGUACUCAGACCAAUUACCUUCUUAUUGGACUCAUAUCGCACUUAAAUUCACCAACAAAAUUGUCUACUGUUUUUGAGGUGGAUGAGGUAAAAUAACACAUCGAAAAUAUUUAACACCAAUAAAUGUGUUUUAUUGUAUUAAAAUUACACACUAGUGUAAUUUUAAUACAAUAAAACAAUGAUUCUUUAGAUGCAAUUUGUAUAUACUCGAUAGAUCAUGAUCAUGUACUUUUGACAGAGGGGUAAAGCUUAGCGAGGCAAGUCCUACGGUAAUUGGUCUGAGGUACACCUCCAUAGUCUAACAGACUUCCUGAAGUAGACAAACUGUACUAUAAAACUGUAUAAUUUUUUUUUAUAUGUGACAAAAUAUAAAAUAUGUUGUACAAUUUGUAUUACACUGUUCGUUUCGUAAAUGCCCAAUCUUGUCCAUUAUAGUUAAGGAAGACAUCACACUAUUUUGUAUAGAGCUAUAUUUUAUUUAUUUCUCAACUAAUAUAAAUAAAUAGGCUUAACAUACACAA